ACUAUUGUUGUGUCCUAUUCUAUAAGCAUUAUGUUUCAGUUGGACAGACCAUCUGUGACCGUUAGAGAGGACAUUGAACCUCAACCUGCAAGAUUCAGUGAAAUGAUUAAAAAAAAACUGGAGAGACACAGUUUAAUUUCCAUUCUGUGUAACAGGGCGUCUUGACAAUUGUCCAACCUUCCUUUUGUCCUUUUUCCUUCUUUCUCCUCUUUUUUUUCUUUUACAUAAAUGGGUAACCAGUCAAGUAAAAUUAAUAUACAGAAUAAAAAGAAACAAGACGCAGUGAUAAAAUCAUCGACGUCUAUUUCGACCAAUAUUGGUUCAAUUGCAAGUAGUCGAAGGUCGUCUAUCACAGAAUUCUUUGCUAAGCGAAAACAAAGUAUUGCAUCUAUAAUGAAAAAAGAAGAAGAUAUUAAGGAACACGAUAGAGAACAGAGACAACAUUAUUUAUUAAAAAACGUACGCAAAGGCAACACACGUACCUUAUUAGACUCGCCUAAGCGAAUUGUAGAAUCAGGAAUAGGAAAUGGCAUUUGGGUACUAGAAAUGGCGACGCAGUACCCUGAUGCUCAGGUGAUUGGUUUAGAUCUUAAAUUACCUGACAUUCAGUUAUCAAAUCAAACUUUCUAUCGGGCUAAUAUCAUUGAAACUUGGCCAAUAGAGCCAGAUUCAGUGGACUUCUUAUUUCAAAGAAACAUGGUCACCUGUCUGCAAAAAGAUCAUUGGAUACAUGUCUUUUCAGAAAUGUUUCGUGUCCUCAAGCCAGGUGGGUCAUUAGAAUUGAUCGAACAAGACCCUUUACAUCAUAAUCCGGGCCCUGUCCUGCAAGCACUCCAUGCUUUCUACAAGGAACAAUUUAACCAAACAAAGAUCGACUGGGAGUUAUCGACAUUACAAGACGCCUUAUCUCAAAUAGGUUUUAUAGACAUAGAAUUGAUAACAAUAGACAUACCAAUUGGUGAAUGGCCAACUGAAUCAGAUCAAAAGCAAUUUGGUUUUAUGAAUAAAGAUAUUCAAAAGGCAUUCUUGAAGAACAAAAAGAACGAAUAUAUGCAACGAUGGGGCAUGUCAUCUGUGGAUUAUGACGUCGCAGUAGGUGAAGUAUGCGAUGAAUUUGAAGAAUAUCAAUCAUUUACAAGAGUCAACUGUUGGAUGGCCAAGAAACCGGUUUAUUGAUAUUAAAAUAAAUUUUAGAAUUGGUUUAACUUUUCCG
This is a messenger RNA of Rhizopus microsporus ATCC 52813, 1213 nucleotides long. RefSeq names its product S-adenosyl-L-methionine-dependent methyltransferase. Lineage: Eukaryota; Fungi; Mucoromycota; Mucoromycetes; Mucorales; Rhizopodaceae. The coding region runs from base 229 to 1176 and encodes 315 amino acids. Gene Ontology annotation, molecular function: methyltransferase activity. The transcript has 4 exons. The record is from RefSeq and is a predicted model, not a curated record.